Lutzomyia longipalpis is the source of this 802-nucleotide messenger RNA. It is a transcript of the gene BCL7-like, whose product is annotated as B-cell CLL/lymphoma 7 protein family member B. Bases 87 to 455 code for a protein of 122 amino acids. Lineage: Eukaryota; Metazoa; Arthropoda; Insecta; Diptera; Psychodidae. The transcript has 3 exons. The record is from RefSeq and is a predicted model, not a curated record.
AAGAAGAUUGUAUUGGAAGAAGUUUUCUGACAUUUUUGCUGUUUGUUGAAAAGUCGCCCGUUUAUUAAUAAUCUAGAGUGGCGAAAAUGUCUCGUUCUGUGCGCGCCGAGACCAGGAGCCGGGCCAAAGAUGACAUUAAGCGUGUUAUGCAGGCUGUGGAUAAAGUUAGGCACUGGGAGAAAAAAUGGGUCACAAUUGGUGAAACAACAAUGAAGAUCUUCAAAUGGGUACCCAUCUCCAGUAGUGAGCAGAAGAAGAAGAUUACAAAGGGAGAAAAUAAGGAGAAUCUCAAGGCAAUUGAGCACAGAGGCUUUGGGGAAGAUUCAAACACUUGCUUCUCGAUGGUCAGUGAUUCUCAGGAGUUUGUGUCCAGCAUGCCAUUCUCUGAGGACUCCAAUUCUCAGGGUAGUGAGGAGAAUCCUCCGCCGACGCACAAACGCCUAAAGGCUGAAUGACGAUCAUAGAUACUUUAAUGUGCUGGACAGGUGGGCUCGUAAGUGCAUUCCCCACAGAGCCCCCACUUGAGACCCCAUAAUAAGUGAUUUUAUCCACCACACAAUUCCUUUCUGCGUAACAUUACCGAUUAAGAAGGACAAUUACUUUUCCAAACAUUUCCACGGACCUGUCUACUGCUGUGGAUGAUUUAAUCCAGUCAUUGGUGGACACUUGCGUGGUUUGUGUGAGAUUUUCAGAAUAUUUCUGUAUUUUGCGUAAGAGUCUGGUGAGUGAGGAGAUUUUAAAUUGUAAUAUUGAAUUAUAUUAAAUAUAAUAAUGUAAUAAAUUAUACAUAAUAGACAUCUUA